AUGGCCAGCACUGAGCAGCUCAACACCUCAGAGAGGUGGCUCACACAGGCCCUCGAGGGCGACCAGCGUGCUGUCACCUUUCACGAGCUGUCGCGCGAGAUCGGAUGCCAUGUCCACCAUGCCAAGAACCUGAUGCGCGCCUACCUCUCCUCGCACCCGGCCGUGGCCGCGACGUACCUCCUCUCGGGCCCGCUCCUCGCUUCGUCGACGCUCGCGCAGACGCAGGUGGCCGCCAACGGCGGUGGCCCAGCCACGCAGUCGCUGGCGCACAUGAGCGCGACGCAGAAGAUCAAGAUUGUGGACAUGGACCAGAUGAGCGACGACGAGCGUAAUUCCGAGGCGGACGCAGAGGAGGAGCGCGAGGAGAUUGAGCUCGAGCACAGCGAGGACAAGAUCGCCGUCGACGACCAGGGCGCCGUCGACGACCAGGGCGCCGUCGUCCCCGAGGAGGUUGCGCGCUGGGGAGUCGUUCUUGUGGGCCAGGACGCGCUGGACGAGAAAAAGGGCCUGUUCGAACCUGGUCAAGUGAGCGUGCACGUCUACGCUCUCAGCCCGGCGCCUGCCAAGGACGCGGCACAGCUCUUGACAUGUGCGCUCGCCGUGCGUGAGCACAAGGCAAGCCGCAACCCAGCGGUGUACGGCACGAUCACUGGCGAUGCGCUCGGUGGCGGCCCGGCCAAGGCGAUGCGCGAUGGCGGCAUGGACUUUGGCAAGAAGGCGGCCGACAAGCCCAAGGAGGUCAAGGAGGUCAAGAAGGAGCCCAAGGUCGAGGUCAAGAAGGAGGAGGCCAAGGCCAGGCAGGCGCCCAGGAGCAAGCGCAGAGUCAUUGCGUCGUCGGACGAGGACGAACCCGAGCCGCCCAAGGCCUCGUCGUCCAAGGCACCUGCCAGCAAGAAGCUUGAGCCCACCUCGUCAAUGGUCCGCGCAGACGACCAGGCGGCGAUGGAGGCCAUGUUGGUCAUGGACGUCGACGACUUUGACGAUGGCGACGACGAGUUCUCGGCCAAGAAGAAGGAGGUCAAGAAGGAGGUCAAGAAGAAGGAAGGCGGUAAGCGCAAGCGCCGCCAGGUGAAGAAGUCAAAAGUCGAGAUGGACGACAAGGGUUACAUGGUUACCAAGGACUACUGGACCGACGAGUCGUACUCUGGUGGCUCGGAGACCGAGACCGACUCACUCCCCCAAGCGACGACGAAGAAGGCUGCUGGCAGGGCGGCCAAGCCUGAUCCCAAGGCCGAGUCGAGCUCGAGCAAGGCUCCUGCGCGUCCCACCAAGUCUGCCCCUCCUCCCAAGCCCGCUGCUCCCGCAAAGGGACCGGCCAAGAAGGGCGCGAUGGGACAGAGCACGCUUGCUGGGUUCUUCAAGAAGAAGUAG
This is a messenger RNA of Apiotrichum porosum, 1371 nucleotides long. RefSeq lists its product as uncharacterized. Gene Ontology annotation, biological process: DNA replication; DNA synthesis involved in UV-damage excision repair; DNA strand elongation involved in DNA replication. Gene Ontology annotation, cellular component: nucleus; delta DNA polymerase complex. Gene Ontology annotation, molecular function: DNA-directed DNA polymerase activity. The record is from RefSeq and is a predicted model, not a curated record. Lineage: Eukaryota; Fungi; Basidiomycota; Tremellomycetes; Trichosporonales; Trichosporonaceae. The transcript has 7 exons. Bases 1 to 1371 code for a protein of 456 amino acids.